AUGAAUGCAGGCCUGUCAGAGCGCUUCAAAAGCGGUCGCCGCCAUCCGAACACUCGCAAUGCUCCGGAAAAUUCUUUUGACGAUGGCCCAAGUCCCACUCUCACUUUAGACAUUCGCGACUACAACGCAAAACAAGAACGGAUCCAGUCCACUUCAGACAAAGAUGCCUGGCUUUCCCAGCCUGAGAUCCCGACAAAACAAGAACUGGCAGUCGGAGAAGCUAGUCUUCUUCCGAACAAGAUUGACAGCCCAUACAAGAGCAAGGACAGAUAUCUCAAAACUCACUAUGCACUACUUCGGGAGGAUGCUCUCGGUUCCCUGCGCGAUGCUCUCCAAGACUACUGCCAGGAUCCCACGACUGGUGACACUGUGAAGUUCUCAGUAUACGACCAAGUCCACAUUGUUGGGUUUACUUUCACGCGACGAGGUGUUGCUGCCAGGAUCAAAUUUUCAACGCAUCGGGCAGGAAGACGUAUUAAGUGGGCCAACAGCAAAAGACUCGUCAGUGGCAGUAUUAUCGCUCUACUACCCGCAAAAACCAAAGUCGUAGAUUUGAAUGACAUGGUUGUGGCCGUCGUCGCAGCAAGGCCGUUGGCAGGGGUGAUGUGUGAGCCCCCGGAGAUCGACAUCUACUUCGGUCAGCCUGAAGAUAUUCAACUCGACCCACAGAAAGAGUGGCUCAUGAUCGAAGCAAAGCAAGGAUACUUCGAAGCUUACCGUCACACAUUGAAGGCAUUGCAGAAGCUAAGCCAGGAGACAUUCCCCAUGUCUGAUCAUAUCUGCCAUCUUUCCCCUUCUGUCCAACCUCCUGCAUACGUACAUGGGAAUUCCACUCUCGACCUGAGCGCGGCUGCAAUCCCGGCGCAGAAGCAAGAGUACUCCAAAGUCGACGUCACCAAACAUUGGCCACCGGCACCCACCAAUUCGCUAGACGACACGCAAUGGGAGGCUUUGAAAGAGAUCCUCACCAGGCGACUAGCUAUUGUCCAAGGGCCCCCUGGUACGGGAAAGACCUAUGUCUCCAUGGUCGCACUUGAGGUUUUGCAUGCCAAUCGAAAGACGGCUUCAGAUCCACCGAUAAUCAUUGCUGCUCAGACGAAUCACGCUCUCGAUCAGCUUUUGGAACAUGUCUCUGUCUUUGAGCCUAAUUACAUUCGAUUGGGAGGACGUUCCACCAAUCCGGAAGUCCAGAAGCGGGCUUUGUAUGCGAUUCGGAAGAUGGAGAGACUCAGACCCAUUCCAGGUGGCCUGCUCGGCAAAACCCACAGUCUCCUGGUUAAACAAACAAACGCCAUGAUUGCGAUGUUGGAACCUUUUGUUAUGUCGGGGCCAGAUCCAUGGUCCACGGGUCAGGUUUCUGGCCCCAAGGUGCUCGAGAAACUGGGAGUAAUCAACACGCAACAAGCUCAAUCACUCGAAGACGGUGCCUCGGAAUGGGUCUCAGCAACCCCCACAACAGAAGGCCCCAUACAUUUGUGGCUGGACAAAGCACUCAUUCCGUUUGAAGUCAAGUACACAGAGGAGAAUUACGGUUUCGAGGAAGCUGAGGAUAACGAUCUCGAAUUUGAGCAGCUCAGAGAAAACGAAGACUCCACGGGAGUCAAUGAUGAGGAGGACAUCGAGUUGCUCAAAGGCCCGUGGAAAGAACUUCACGACAGAUUCACUGUCCAAAUACCGUUAGCCGCAGACCUUGCUAGAGCCACAAAAUUGCUGGACACUGUUUCGGACUUGUGGAAAAUCCCCAACUACUUCCGAGGCCCUGUUUACCAUAUCAUUCAGUCGCGAGCGAAGGACGCAAUUGCCGCCAAGUUCCGCGACGCAGCAGUGGUGUACAACAAACUCGUUAAAGACCAUCUUACCGGCAAAUGGGAACAAGAUAUCGUCUAUCUCCAACAAGCCUCGGUUAUUGGCAUGACCACGACUGGUUUGAGCAAAUACAGACCUCUGGUGGCAGCUCUUAAACCUAAGAUUAUCCUCAUCGAAGAGGCGGCCGAGGUGUUGGAGGCCCCUGUCACAGUCGCAUGCGUGGAGAGCCUCGAGCAUCUCAUCCUUGUGGGAGAUCAUCAACAGCUUCAGGGUCACUGCAGCGUUAAAGAACUAGAGGACAAUCCUUUCUAUCUGAACGUGUCUCUAUUCGAGAGACUUGUCCGGAACAAUAUGCCAUUCAAAAUCCUACUCCACCAGCGUCGAAUGAUGCCCGAAUUUCGCCGAUUCAUCUCCGUCCUCUACCCGGAUUUGAAGGACCAUCCUAGUGUAGCUGACCGCCCGGUCGAGCCUUGGGGUAUGGGCACGCUCGCAUCCUUUUUCUUUGACCACGAAUGGUGGGAGGCGAAAGAUGAGUCCCUCUCGACGUAUAACUCGGAAGAAGCCAAAUUCAUUGCCGGCUUCUACCGCUACCUGUAUAGGAAUGGUGUCGACCCUGCUAUGAUCACCGUACUGACCUAUUACAACGGACAACGCAAGCGCAUUCUUACUGAGUUAAAGGCCUUCCCUGAGUUUAGGGCGCCUGGCCAGCUCAAUGUGAAGACGGUCGAUUCGUACCAGGGAGAAGAGAAUGACAUCGUCAUCUUGUCACUGGCCCGGAAUAACGAGGAAGGCAAAAUUGGCUUCUUGUCCAACGUCAACAGAACCUGUGUAGCUCUUUCACGUGCGAAAUACGGCUUUUACCUCUUCGGAAACGCCAGGACUCUCAUGAAUGGAAGUGGCUUGUGGCACGCUGUUCUCACACUGCUCGAAGAAAGUCCUAGGCGCCGAGCAUGGGGCCCUUAUGUUGAUGUAUCACCCUCGACGCGGCCGGGACCGCCGAAUCAAGGCGAUCCGGGAGCGGCGAGUUGGAAAACGGCAUCACAGAAGACUAUGAAGACUCAUCCUUUAUCUCCACAAAAGCAGGGUGAACUCCGGAAAGGCUGGAAAGACUUUGCUAAAGGAGUUUUUGUUGCUGAUGAUGAACGUGUAAAUUCGCUGACAGCGCAAUCUCCCUCUGGCCGGCACCAUAGCGGACCUCCCGAGGUGAACACCCGACAUUUUCUUCCAAAUCAACCAGCGAUUGCGUCUUCAAAAGCCCAGUGCGAGACUCAGAGAAGCUUCACUCAGGUAUCACCAGUUAAGAAAGAAGCUGUUGUAGCCAUGAGCAAUGGCAGAACAAGAUAUUUGCACAAAUACCAACUUGGAUCGUCCCACAGCAGAGGCUCAUUGCGCACCGAGGCACUCCGUGGUCAAUUUGCAAACGAUAGCAGUCGCACUGACAAAGAACCGGAUCGAGUCUCAAACGUUCAAACUGGGGCAGAAAAGUCAGACAAGCGAGGGCCGAGCAACUUCGUGGAGAGGCGCAAUAAACCGAUGGCUCUUGAACCCAAAGAGCUGAUAUCAACAGAGCAUAAUGCCAGAGACAACAAGAUCACCGACGAUAUCAUGGAUGAUUUGAGAGAGUUUGAUGGGUAUUUCCGCAACGCCUGA
Molecule: messenger RNA, 3456 nt
Organism: Cladophialophora psammophila CBS 110553
Lineage: Eukaryota; Fungi; Ascomycota; Eurotiomycetes; Chaetothyriales; Herpotrichiellaceae
Exons: 4
Coding region: 1-3456 (1151 amino acids)
Biological process (GO): regulatory ncRNA-mediated heterochromatin formation
Cellular component (GO): nuclear RNA-directed RNA polymerase complex
Molecular function (GO): helicase activity
Source: RefSeq, a predicted model, not a curated record